CUCUUCUCUACCACAACUGCACUCGCACAAUGUCGCCGCCACCGCUGUCAGCAGCGACAAAGAUCCAAAUGGCUCACGAUAUUCGCGUGACCAUUCGCGAACUGAAGGACCGCGGCCUGCUCGUUGCUGCCAAGUGGGCCUCUGAGCUCCUCACCUCGCUGCCGAAGGAGUAUCGCACCUCACCAUACCUCCCCUUCUCCCCACCAGUUCAGCAAAUUGGCCUCUCUUCCCCUCCUCACGCUGGACCCCGCCCAUCGCUGGGAGAGUUCCUCCCCUCUCCUGGACCAGGAAUGUUCAGCGGGAGCAGUGGGUACAGCGUCAACGCCGAACCUGGACCAUCGCGCUCAACAACGAGACAUGGCGUCGAGUUAGAGGAGGAGGACGACGUGCUCGAGGAGGACGAGUUCCAGCUCGCCAAGUCUUACUUUGACAUCCGCGAGCUCGACCGCGUCGUCCACACGCUGCGAAAUGCCAAGGGCUCGCGCUCACGCUUCCUCAAGUGCUAUGCGGCGUACCUAUCGGCUGAUCGCAAGGCGCAAGAGUCACUUCCCCAUUUCCUUGACAACAAGCAGGAGCGUCUUGCCCUCUUCCCCGCGUUAAACUCCAUUCUCGACGAGAUCGAUGGCGACACGGACCCAUAUCUCACCUACCUGCGUGGCCUUCUCCACAUGCGCUUGGAGCAGCGCCAGGCGGCGACAGAAUGCUUUGUCAAGAGUAUUCGCGAGAGGCCAUACAACUGGAGCUGCUGGAGCCAACUCGCUCAGCUGGUCGACUCGGCCGAUAGGUUCAUCGAACUCAAGGAGAGCCUGCCCUCGACCCCCAUGCUCACGUUCUUCGCCAUUGUCGUCAUGCUCGACCUGCACACUGCCACAGACCUUGUGCAGAGCAUGAUUGCAGAGCUCCAGGCGAUCUUCCCAACCAGCGUACACCUGCGAGCGCAGCGCGCAAUGGUCUACUACCAUCAGCGCGACUUCACAGCCGCCGAGAAGGAGUUUGACAUGGUACAACAGGCAGAUCCGUACCGCAUGGAGGAGGUCGACAUCUACUCCAACAUGCUCUACGUUAUGGACAAGCGUGCCAAGCUGGGGAAGCUAGCACACGAGUACGCCGAGAUCGACCGCAACAGGCCAGAAGUGUGCUGUUUGAUCGGCAACUACUACUCGUCUCGAGCAGACCAUACCAAAGCCAUCACCUAUUUCAAGCGCGCUCUCGUGUUCAACCGCGACUACCUCCCCGCUUGGACCUUGAUGGGCCACGAGUUUGUCGAGCUCAAGAACUCGCACGCGGCUAUCGAAGCGUACCGCAAGGCGAUCGACGUCAACGCGAAGGACUACCGUGCUUGGUAUGGUCUUGGCCAGGCGUACGAGCUCCUCGACAUGCCCAUGUACGCCAUCGAGUACUACAACCAGGCGACGUCACUGCGGCCGUACGAUUGCCGCAUGUGGUCGGCCCUGGCCACAGUGUACGAAGGCCUUGGUCGUCUAUCAGACGCCAUCGCCGCUCACACGCGUGCACUUCUCGGUGCGGACAAGACGCAGACGCCACAGAUCCUCGCCAAGCUGGCAUCACUACACGCAACACUCGACGCAGCCCGUGGCGUUCAGCACUCGCGCGAAGCGGCAGAGUACCACCGCAAGUUGCUCGCCCUAGGCGAGAGUGAGCGGACCGAGUUUGCAGAGCUCGCAUCAAGCUACAUGGCUGUCGCGGAGUACGAGAUGCGUGGUGGGCUGGUUGAGCGCUCUGCACGUAAGGGACGUCGGAGUAGCGUUGUCGCCUCGAGACGCAGGAGCGCGCCACCCCAGCCUGAAGAGCGCGGCGACUGGGCUCUCGCCGCACAGUACCUCGAGAAGGUUGCGCAGAGCAAUGCCCCGCAGAGGGACCAGGCCAGUGAGCUCCUGCGCGAGCUGCGUGUGAAGGAGGCGAGACUUGGGCUGGGGGCAUAGGUUUGGGGUGUGCAUGCAUCUUCAUGGUCAUUCAGCA
Messenger RNA from Vanrija pseudolonga, 1980 nucleotides. RefSeq names its product Anaphase-promoting complex subunit 8 (gene cut23). Gene Ontology annotation, molecular function: protein binding. Gene Ontology annotation, cellular component: anaphase-promoting complex. The transcript has 6 exons. Bases 30 to 1943 code for a protein of 637 amino acids. NCBI's taxonomy places the organism in Eukaryota, Fungi, Basidiomycota, Tremellomycetes, Trichosporonales, Trichosporonaceae. Gene Ontology annotation, biological process: anaphase-promoting complex-dependent catabolic process; positive regulation of mitotic metaphase/anaphase transition; cell division. The record is from RefSeq and is a predicted model, not a curated record.